This is a messenger RNA of Nipponia nippon (crested ibis), 4008 nucleotides long. The record is from RefSeq and is a predicted model, not a curated record. NCBI's taxonomy places the organism in Eukaryota, Metazoa, Chordata, Aves, Pelecaniformes, Threskiornithidae.
AUGGGGGGCUUUGCCCCAGCAUCCCUGACCCAGUGCUCAGUGCCGCUCCUGGGACUCAGCAGUGCCACAGAGCAGGGCUCAGCAUGGCGCAGCGGCCAGAGCGAGUCCCAGGCCGUGGUGGGGCGAGUCGGGGAGAGCACGGUGCUGGGCUGUGACCUCCUGGACGCUCAGGAGGCCCGUCCCCCUCUUUAUGUGAUCGAGUGGGUCCGCUUCGGCUUCGUCCUCCCCAUCUUCAUCAAGUUCGGGCUCUACUCGCCACGGGUGGACCCAGAGUACAUCGGUCGCGUCCGCAUUGAGGAAGGUGCCUCGCUGCGCAUUGACCUCCUGCGCACAGAGGACCAAGGCUGGUAUGAGUGCCGCGUGCUCUUCCUCGACCGGCACACCACCGACGCCGACUUCCAGAACGGCACCUGGAUCCACCUCACCGUCAACGCACCCCCCACCUUCCUGGAGACCCCCCCUGCAUUCGUGGAGGUGCGAGACCGGGACGCACUGAGCCUUACCUGCACAGCUGUUGGCAACCCCCAGCCUGUUGUCAUCUGGAAGAGGAGUGACCUGGCUGUCCAGAGCGGGGGCACAGUGCAGGUGAGGAACGGGACGCUGAGCAUCGCCGUUGUGGAGCGUGCCAGCGCGGGCACCUACACCUGCCAUGCUUCCAGCAAGGAGGGCACCAUCACCCACACCACCCGCGUGCUCGUGCAGGGGCCACCCAUCAUCGUGGUGCCACCCCAGAACAUCACCGUCAACAUCUCCCAAGAUGCCUUUCUGGCGUGCCAGGCCAAGGCGUACCCAGGAAACCUCACCUACACCUGGUUCCAGGGCAGCAGCAAUGUCUUCCACCUCAGCCACCUCCAGGCUCGGGUCCGCGUCCUGGUGGACGGGAGUCUCUUACUCGAGCGAACAACCCCGGACGACGCCGGCAAAUACACCUGCGUCCCCAGCAAUGGGCUGUGGAAGCCGCCUUCUGCCUCGGCCUUUGUCACAGUGCUGUAUCCGGCACAGGUGACUACCAUGCUCCCAGAAACCCACCUGCCCAAAGGGAUGCAGGGUGUGAUCCACUGCCCCACCAGGGCCAACCCCCCUCUGCUCUCUGUCAGCUGGACGAGGGACGGGCGCCCGCUGGAGCUGGACAAGCUCCCUGGCUGGUCCAUGAGACCAGACGGCACCAUCGUCAUUGCGACGGGGAACGAUGAUGCGCUGGGAGUGUACAGGUGUACCCCGUACAACAGCUACGGCACUGCUGGCGAGUCCCAGCCCACGCGUGUCCUGCUCCAGGACCCCCCUGCCUUCACAGUGCGCCCCAAGGAGGAAUACUUCCAGGAGGUGGGUCGGGAGCUGGUGAUCCCCUGCACGGCCCGUGGGGAUCCCCCCCCAACUGUCACCUGGCUGAAGGUAGGCAGCGCAGGGAAGAGUGGCGCCCAGGUGGAUGGGAACAGCAGCCUAGUCUUCCGCCCACUCGUCAAGGAGCAGCACGGGGUCUGGGAGUGCAUGGCCACCAACCAGGUGGCCAGCGUCAGCACCACCACCGCCGUCCACGUGCUGGGUACUAGUCCUCACGCUGUCACCAAUGUCUCUGUGCUCCCGCUCCUGCUGGCAGCCAACAUCUCCUGGGAGCCAGGGUUUGAUGGAGGUUAUUUCCAGAGGUUCAGCGUCUGGUACACACCACUGGUGAAGCAUCCACCCCAGGCCCAUCGUGACUGGGUGUCGCUUUCGGUGCCCGUGGGGGCUCAGCACCUCUUGGUGGAGAAUCUGCAGCCAGACAUGAGCUACCAGUUCAGCGUUCUGGCCCAGAACAAGCUGGGUAGUGGCCCCUUCAGCCAGAUUGUCACCUCUGUGCCCAGGGGCUUCCCAGUGACCACAGUGCCUCCAGAGCCGCCAGCCAUGACCAUGCGCGUCUUCCUGUCCCCGCCACAGGCUCUGACUGCCAAUGAGACUGUGCGUGGGGUCCUACUGCAGUGGGAGCCCCCGGCUCAGUUCUCGGUGGCACUGAGCGGUUAUGCGCUGGAGCUGCGGCAGGACAAGGGUGGCUGGGAGGUGCUGGACCGCUCUAUCCCCAGCGCGAAGACCCAGGUCCUGGUGCCAGGACUCAUCAAGGAUACUUUCUACGAGUUCCGACUGGUGGCCUUUGCUGGCAGCUACAUCAGCGAUCCCAGCAAUACAGUGAACGUCUCCACAGCAGGCAUGGAGGUGUAUCCGUCUCGCACCCAGCUGCCAGAGCUCCUGCCACAGCCAGUGUUGGCCGGGGUCAUCGGGGGGAUCUGCUUCCUCAGCGUGGCUGUAAUCUUCAGCACCAUGGCUGCCUGCAUCAUGAACCGCCGGCGUGCCGCCCGCAUCCAGAAGCGAAGGCAAGAUCCACCACUCGUCUUCUCCCCCAGCAAGAAGCUUCCACCUCCACACAAUUCUCGUGGCUCUGGUAGCCCAGACAGCACCGUGAAGCUGAAGCUGCAGCCGUCUCCCUAUCGGAGCCUGCGCCGGACACUGCUGUGGGGUGAGAAGGCCGGCACCAGCCUGGGUCUCAGCAUCGCCAGGGCUGGCUCCCGGUAUGCCAUGUACGAGAGCCAUGUCGGGGAGCACGUGCCCCUGGAGCGGAUCUGCCGUGGCCCCGAUGGGCGCUUUGUGGUAGAGACCGACACGCAGCCGCAGGAGAGCAGCUUCGGGGCGCUGCCCUAUGCCGAGCUGGAGCCAUACCCGCAGCAGGACCCCCCGGGGCUGCAGCCUGAGCCCUACCUCCAGCUGCCCGCAGAGGAGGAGCACAUCUGGCACAAGGGGGUCUCACUGCGCCCCCGGCCCACAGGGCAGGCCCGCCGGGGAGCCCGGACCACCAGCUACCGCCAGGGCCGCUAUUUUGGCUACGGCAGCAGCAGCCCUGUAGAUGAGGCCACGGCAUUGUGCAUCGUCAACAUCAGCCCCGUGGCCUCUGCCACAACUCUGCCUUACAGCACCGUGGAGGAGCUACGCGACAGCCCCGGCAGCGCCAGGCCCUGCCAGACCACCACCAGCGCCCUGUGGGACUCACUGCCCCUCGAGGGCUCCCCCCAGCCACCCCUCAGCCCCCCACUCUCCCCCAGCCUUGGGUGCCACCAGCAGUUUGCCGGCCCCCUGACCCAGAGCGGGAUCCUCCAGUACCUGAGCCUACCCUUCUUCAAGGAGAUGUGCGUCGAUGGUGACUGGCCGCCCCUGGAGGAGCUGGCUGAGCCCAGCCAGGCCAGCGGCCAGCCAGAGCCUGCCGCCAGCCCACUGCCUGGCCUGCUGGAGGCUGGGGGCUCCCCGCAGCACACAGGGCGAACGCUGUGCCCAGACUGCAUUGACACAUGUGCCAACACCAUCUCCCCCUCAGCCCCUGCUUUCCUCAAGCCCCCUAGGCUCCUAGUGGGUCCUGCCAAGGCCUCGCUGCCUGGCACUGCUGCCUGGUCCGGCUCCCCCAGCUCUGGGGCCAGCCCAUGGCCCCCUACCCAGCCAGCUCACUGCCUCCCUGCCAGCAGCGGCAGGACUGAAGCUGUGCCCUCAGCCGGCACCACUGUGCCCUCAGCUGGCACUGCGGAGCCCAGCUGGGUGCUGGGCAGGCCACCAGAUCCUGCCCCCCUGGAGAAGCUGCCGCAGGGCAGUUUGACCAGCCAGAGCAGCGGCCGGGGCAGCGCCUCCUUCCUGCAGCCCCCCUCCCUGGCACCGUCUCUGGGGGGCAACUGUCUGGGUCCCCCCCUCGGGGACGGGGGCAGCUGGCACAGCGGAGGCUCGGCAGCGGAGGAGGGCAGGGCGAGGACAGAUCUGGCACUUGGCGGCACUGGAAAGAGGAGGAACACCUCAGUGGAUGAGAACUACGAGUGGGACACAGAGUUUGCCCUGGAGUCGGACAUCCUCGAGGCACUGCAGCUCUACCGCAGUGGGGACCCGGAACGGCCCGUCUCCACCAUCGCCCUGCGCGACCUGGAGCGGCAGAGCGAUUGGGAAAAGGGGGUGGCAGGGCCCUUUGGCACCCACAUCCCUGGGGGUGGCCCCGUGGGUGGGUGA